CUCUCCCACUCCAAAUUCAUGUUAUACCAAAACCACCCGCGUUUAAGUAUUGUCAAUAACCAAAUACUAACAAAUCCUUAAAGACCACCAACUACACUUUCUAGUUGAGAAUCAUAUCAUCAUAUAUAUAACCAUAUACCCACUUCAAGUUCGUAACACACCCCAUUUUCAAACCUGUCUUCCCUAUGGCUCGCCCACUUUCAGUGACUCACCCUUUGCCAAGCACUUCAAAUAUUGGCCUUGCUGUUAUGACCCUUACACUAUGUGCCAUUGCUUUGCUCAUGUGUGCUUCUCAUUCGCGCAAAUGGCGGCGUCAAUGGAGCUCUUGCUAUGGUGCCUUUGUUGAAGAACCUGUGAUAGAGUUUAACAAUGAAGCUGUGAUCUGUGAAGGUGAGCAACAAGAGUCUUCAAUUUGGCAGAAGAACAUUCUCAUGGGUGGGAAGUGCCAGCUCCCAGAUUUCUCUGGUGUCAUUAUAUAUGACUCCGAUGGCAAUGUAGUAAACCCUGCUAAAACUUCACGUCCAUUAUUAACCUGGAAAUAAGGAUGUGAAGAACCCAACAAGCUUCUUCACUUGCAGAACAUACCAGAUUCACCAGAGCAAGUGCUCCAUCAACAACUCGAAGUCUCAGAUUUACCAGACAAAACAUACCGUAGCAUAUAAUAGUAAAACCAAAGUCAUGCAUUGUUAGCCUGUCAAGAGUGUCUCUUUUGUAUCCAUGUAUGAAACUCCUGUAAUCUUUAGAAGAUGUAGAAUGCCCUUUCGAUUUUGGAAAGAAAAACAUGCAUAUUUAGUUUGAAA
Messenger RNA from Lotus japonicus, 800 nucleotides. RefSeq lists its product as uncharacterized. The transcript has a single exon. NCBI's taxonomy places the organism in Eukaryota, Viridiplantae, Streptophyta, Magnoliopsida, Fabales, Fabaceae. The record is from RefSeq and is a predicted model, not a curated record. Bases 186 to 542 code for a protein of 118 amino acids.